Fusarium tjaetaba is the source of this 1278-nucleotide messenger RNA. Its product is annotated as C6 transcription factor. The coding region runs from base 1 to 1278 and encodes 425 amino acids. The transcript has 2 exons. NCBI's taxonomy places the organism in Eukaryota, Fungi, Ascomycota, Sordariomycetes, Hypocreales, Nectriaceae. Gene Ontology annotation, molecular function: DNA binding; zinc ion binding. The record is from RefSeq and is a predicted model, not a curated record. Gene Ontology annotation, biological process: DNA-templated transcription.
AUGACUCGGCCGGUCCGAAAACGCGGUCGGAAGCCAACGGUGCCGACUGAGAAAAGCAACAGCCAGAAGCAGGCCUACAAUGAGAUCUCUGAUUUCAGGUCUCCGCAAUGCAUUCGUCGUCUGAUAGACAUCUACCGGGAUACAAUGUAUCAGUGUUAUUUUCCAUUCCUUUCCGAGAAUGAUAUGGAAAGACGGUGGGCAGGCAGUAUACCCAGUACCAGGGAGACCGCGUACCUGCUUCUGAUGGCACUAUGUGCGCUGAGUGCCCAGAGCCUCACUCUCAAAGCGGUAUUCGAUAGUACAUUGCUGGGCGACCUCGCCUCCCAUGACGCCAAUAUCUAUUUCGACGAGGCCGUUUCCCAUAUUCCAGCACGCAUUCCGGAUACACCUGAUCUUGACUAUCUAAGGUCCUUCGGUCUCUUGGCAGUGUACUCGCUCAGAAGCGGCAAUAAGAGUGACCUUCAUAGAUAUCUCGGAUUAUGCCAUGCAUGGAUCGCUCAACAUGGGUUCAACAUGGAGAAUAACUGGGACAGUUCGAUCUCUUUACUAGAGGUAGAUGACCGAAGACGUCUCUUUUGGUGCGUCUAUCGGCUUGAGAUUCAUUCAGCCUGCGUACUUGGGCACAUUAUCCGUCUCCCUGAAGCCCAGGUCUCCGUGCUCUACCCUCGUAUCACACCUGCUAUGAGUCGCGAUACGCAGGCCUGGACAGCUGGAUGGGAUUACAUCACCGACCUGUUCCGAUUGAUGGAGUAUGCAAUACUUAAUCUCCGACAGCGAAAACCUCAUAGAGAUGUCAUUGCCGUUUACUGCGACCGGCCGCCCCCAAAGGCAUUGCUCGAGAGUCUGGAUCAACUGAAAGCGAGCAAACCUUUCAUACUCCGCGUCCUUUCACAGUCACCCGAUGACCUUCAGAGCAACCGAUGCAAGUUCAUGAAGGUUCAAAUAACUUGCACUGAGGCUCUGGUAAAUAUUAUGGGUCUGCUUCAUUGCCAGGCCCCUGUUGAUGAGGUGAUCAACGUGGCGGAAGAAUUUCUAAAUGAGAUCACCGAAGCUUCUCUUAUCAUGUUCAAGGUCGCAAGCAGUCAGAUCGUUCAUCAACUACUUGGUGUUGGCCAUAUGGUGUAUAAUGCAUUUCUUUAUGAUGAGAACCAAUCUCAAUUUGCAGUAGGACGGCUCGUUACGUAUCUGGAGGACAUCGUCAAGAACUUGGAACAGGAUAUUCCCACGGCGUCUGAGGCAAGAGAACAAUUGCGAAAGCUGGCAAAAUGUAUUAUAUAA